UGACUUUGGUUUUCUCCCCCUUCUAGCCAAUAUGACAUGGGCCUUGCCAAGGAGAGGUCACACUACGGUCCCUUGCUGGGUCGAGAGGAGGAGAUCGAAAUCUUUGACUGCUGCUUGGAGGCCUACGAACUUCUGGAAGAACCAUACACGGUGGCAUUUGUGGGCAUUCCAGGCUCUGGAAAGAGCCACUUACUUGCCGAGCUGGCCGUUUUAGACCGGGCUGCUAAGCACAGGGUCACGACUGUGGAACUGACAGAGGACAACGUGAAGCAGCCCUUGUCUGGCAUCUGUCUGCUCGUGGCCAGGGCGCUGGGUCUCCAGGACAAUGAAACUUCCAGUGAGAGGCAGCGCACUCUGCAGACCAUAUUCCAAGAUACAAUAGAAGAGAGCAGCUUUUGCCUACUAAACGAUGUUUUCUCAGUUAAGUUUCCCGUCACGGACAAAGUUUCCAAGAUGUGUUCCAGUGAACGGGCCAGUGCGUUCCUCCUGACUUGUACACAAAUGCUACAGAAGGUACUUGGAGGGAAAUUUGGCAUAUUUUUCAUCGACAACGCCCACUUUGUCGACCCUCUGUCCUGGUCUAUCAUGUGGCCCAUGCUCCAAAGUGUCGUGGUCUUUAUGGCCAUGAGCUUAGCUCCAGUCAAGGACAGAACAGAGAUCAUUUUCCAAGCUGCUGCUGACGCAACAACAUCCGAGAGAAUCACUUGCGUUCGUCUGGAAGGGCUGAAAGCUUCAGCUGUGGUGCAGAAAGCCUGCCAGGACCUUGGAGUGAGCAGCAUCCCCAGGGAGCUAGCAAGGUAAGCCCAA
This is a messenger RNA of Meleagris gallopavo (turkey), 807 nucleotides long. NCBI's taxonomy places the organism in Eukaryota, Metazoa, Chordata, Aves, Galliformes, Phasianidae. The record is from RefSeq and is a predicted model, not a curated record.